This is a messenger RNA of Scylla paramamosain (green mud crab), 3063 nucleotides long. Its product is annotated as CKLF-like MARVEL transmembrane domain-containing protein 4. Gene Ontology annotation, cellular component: membrane. Lineage: Eukaryota; Metazoa; Arthropoda; Malacostraca; Decapoda; Portunidae. The record is from RefSeq and is a predicted model, not a curated record. The coding region runs from base 405 to 1166 and encodes 253 amino acids. The transcript is spliced from 7 exons.
UGGCGGCAAUGCUCUCUCAUCGCGAUACAUGCCAGUGAUAGCUAUACACAUAUUCCGGAUGCUUCCUGUGACACUAUGUAAGGCGACCUCGUGUUGGAGAGACGCUGCGUUUUGUUGUAUAGGAGUGGCUGGUUUAUUUCUCUGAUCGCAAGGAAGAGAAAAGAGGCGCUUCAUCUCCAUUUAUUCAGGUCUGGUUUUGGGGUUUGCUGCUGCGUUAUGAUUGUGAUUUAGUGUUCCUUCUUAAUCUGGUGGCUUUGAAUUCAUUGCAAAGAAGAUACACAGUGUGGGAGAGAAAGAGACAGAUUGCAGAAAAAAAAAAAAUACACUAAGCGUCGAAAACUGAGUAUCGUGCAGCAGCAGGAGGAGAGCUGCGGUAGCCACGCCCUCGCCACGGCGUGGGGAGGAUGCCCUAUCAGGGAGACUCACAUCCGGCCCCGGCCAGAUUUACCACUAACUGCUCUUACCUCAUUAAGUUGCCGGGAGUCUUGAUUCUCGUCCAGAACAUAUGCUGCACCUUGGCAUUCGUGCUGGGGAUAUCAGGAGCCAUGAAGUGGCGAGUCGGGAGGGGCCAUGGAUUCUUCAUCUUUGUGGUCUUCUUGAGCAUGCUGAGCUGUAACACUUGGCUGAUGGUGCGCGUCCUGCAUCUUGACUCUAUGUUCAAGAGGAAAGUCAACUGGAACAUAGCAGGACUGGUGCACAACGGCAUCAAUGCAAUCUUCGUGAUGGUGGCGAGCUGCGUCAUACUGGAGACGGCUUCGGGGGCCAGACCGCUGAGGGCCGCUGGGGUGUUUGGAUUUCUGGGGUUCUCGGCGUUCCUGGCUGGCCUAAUAUGGGAGGUGAUCAUCUGGCGUACCAAGAGAGACUCGGAGGUGGGCCUUCAAUCCGCUACUGUCAUUCGUGGCCUCGAGAGAGAGCAGAGCCAGGAUAGCGAGCAGAGCGAUGGGGUGGCAGCAAUGGAAGAUGAGGAAGGCGUCAGCUUCGUAGGGAUAAAGCCCCGGCCCGUGUCUUCUUUCCUGGAGCAGCAAUCAGGGAACACCACACAGGUAUCGACCCCCAUGCUGAUGGUGCCUCAAGAGGAUAAAGAGAACAGCGGCUCCCACCGCAGUUCCUCUGCCGCCUCCUCCACACAGGGCGAGUGGCAGAUGGCUUCAACUAUUUCCGCGUAACGCUCUGCGGCUCCGUGGCUCAAGAAAUGUACAAGUAAUGAAGGUUUAGCCUUAAAUCCCUGCUGUGUAAUGAAGAAAAAGACAACUGUAUUAAGUAAGUGGUGAUGAAGGAGUACUUAUUUUAUGUCACUGCCACUCACUACGGCCAGUUUGUCUUUCUUGUGGUGUGUGUGUGUGUGUGUGUGUGUGUGUGUGUGUGUGUGUGUGUAUGUGGGCGUGUAGCCAAAUUCCAACGAUCGCCCAUGCAGUAUUAAUUGAGGAUCGGCGCAAAGUAAUGAUUGUUAGGUCUUAUUGAGAUGAAACUAAAAUUUUCGUAAUCUUGUCAUUUAAUUUGUUUAUUUUUCUUCGUAUGGGUGAAGGAAACCAAUCAUGGGCAUUGGAAAAGAAGAGAAGAGCCCGCUAGUUCGUCGCUCUCCAUAAAAAAAAAAAAAUAUUUCCAGCAAAUCAUUCAUGUGAAACUUACAAGAUACACUAAUCAGUAUAUUAUGACCUCUAGAGCAGAAAUUCUUAACAGUAGCAAUUUACAAGUCCCUGAUAUCGUCUGUCUUUCAAUUUUCUCCCAUAUAGACUACAUACGAUUGCAAAGAGCACCUAGUCUGUAGUUAGUUAAUGAAUUCUAGCCAUUCUAAAGGUGUACGGUCAUGAUCAUAGUUACCGAGUGGCCGGAGAAUGCUAACAGGCUUCUUAUCAACCCUAUCUUCGAGGAUGAGUUCUGGGGGACAGCAUGAGCUUCUGCAGAGCCGUGACUCCCAAAAAUUUGCCAGCAACACCACGAUCAAGUGCAGACCAACUUAUCCUCCGCAAAUCUAAGAGGUUGAGCAUCUAAGUCUUCAGAAGAAAAGCACAGUUGCAGUACAAUUUCCUGAUGACACUACUCGUAUACGUAGGCUACCAACACACACAAACAUAUAAAAAAGUACUAUACCGCACACAUUUCCACUGUGCUUAGCAUUUUUCCCCUCUGUCUUGUGUCCUUUUAUUUGUUAGAAGAUCCAUCACUUAUCAUAUUUUUAGAUCAUCGACGGAUCAGAGGGCUUAAGAUUGAGGGAAAACGCUGAGCACAAUGGAAGUGAAUGCAGAAUGUUACUCGACUUCUGACCGUGACUGUACCUCGUCAUUAAGCCGCAGGAACACAACACCCGACAGCUCAGGGAUGCACGGUGCUCGCGUCGUGACUACAGGACCAUGAUGAACACUUGUAAGCCAUAUACUCGUUGUAGAGAGACUACUUAACAGGAUGUAAUGGGAGCUACUUUGAUUUUUAACCUUUUCACCUCUAGCUGCUGUUCUGCCAUAAUCAACUCUUCAGACACUUAUUUUUGUAUUAAAGCAUGUUAAAUAUUCAUGUAGCCUAGAGGAUACAAAACCAGUCUCUUAUUCUCUCUUUAGUCUAUCUGGCCAUACGCGCCACAUUUGUAUAUUGCUCUAAAUGUUACCAAAAUACGACUGUAGCAGUAAAAGGGUUAAGGAUAUUUCCGUGAUUCUAGAGUGUGACAAAGGAUUUUGCACCUUUGAUCAAGAAAAGCACAAUAUAACCCAACUGGUCAUUCUUGAAAAUCCGGAUAAUUGCUGCUUGCUGAAAGUACUGGAGGUGAAACGACAAAGCGUUUAAGAAUACGGCCUCAGAGGAUUAAACUGCACGGUCUUUGUAUGUGUUCAUAGUCAUCUACAGUUAGGUUAUGUAUACAGUAUUUUUGUAUUUUUACACUUCCUUACCGCAGUGUUUAUAUUCACCAAAUACAAGUAUCUACAUAUGAUCUGCCUCUCUCCUUUACAGUAUGCAUUCUAUUAAUCUGGCGAGGUUGCUGAUGUACUCUGGUGACCUUGCAAUAUAGUAUCAAAUUCGCCUUAUUUCUGUGGAAAGAAGUAAUAAAAAACAAUAUGUUAUAAUCUACAA